Molecule: messenger RNA, 2346 nt
Organism: Danaus chrysippus (African queen)
Lineage: Eukaryota; Metazoa; Arthropoda; Insecta; Lepidoptera; Nymphalidae
Source: the annotation of a GenBank genome assembly
AUGGCAAAUGAAACAUCUCUAAAGCAACGAAAAACUUCUAAAAAAUCAAACGAGGUCAGUAAACUUUCUGAAGCUGAUUUGGCCGAUUCAAUAAAUUCCUCAAUAAUUGCGAAAAGAGAAGUGGGCGAUGGAGCAGCAGCUGAAAAUGAGGUAGAAUAUGAUAGGAAUACUGAUCACAAAGAUGAAUUACAAAAGCCAAUACAAAGCAUUUAUUUCAGGAUUGAAAUAGAUGUUGUGUUUCUAUUGCUUCUUUUAUUAGCUCUGGCUACAAGACUUUAUAAAUUAGAAGAACCCAAUUACAUUGUAUUUGAUGAAUUACAUUAUGGAAGAUAUGUGACUUUAUACACAAAGGGAAUAUUCUUUUUCGAUGCGCACCCACCUUUAGGGAAGCAAUUGUUAUACUUGGCAGGACAAUGGGCUGGUUAUAAUGGAAAUUUUACCUUUGAUAGAAUAGGAUCACCUUAUACUGAUAGUGUACCUGUGAGAGCCUUGCGUUUCAUUCCCGCUGUCUGCGGGAGUUUACUAGUGCCCGUUACAUACCAAUUGAUGUUAGAAAUAUGUACAUAUCAAUUUACUGCCAUACUAGCCGCAGCUCUUGUUUUAUUUGAAAAUUGCUUUCUGGCGCAAUCGAGGUUUAUGCUGUUGGAAAGCAUUCAGAUUCUGUUUGGAUUGUGGGGAUUAUUAUGUGUUAUAAAGAGUUCUCGUAAUACUAGUGUAGCAUCAGUUAUUUGGCUAUGUGUUGGAGCGUUUUCUCUAGGCUGCUGUUUCUCAGUAAAAUAUUCAGGGUUGUACACAUACUAUCUUGCGAUAUUUUUAGUUGGUCGACAAAUGUGGCAGCUUAUUGGGGAAAUCAAAUCAAUACUAAAAUUGUUCUUGUCAUGUUUGUGGAGAUUUUUAAUACUCAUUUGUAUCCCUCUGGCUGUAUAUAUUAGCGUUUUCUAUGCACAUCUAAAUAUGUUACCAAAAGCUGGACCACAUGAUAGUGUAAUGACGAGUGCCUUCCAGGCAUCAUUACAAGGAGGUCUUGCUAGUAUUACAAGAGGACAACCGUUACAUGUGUCACACGGCUCACAGAUCACAUUAAGGCACUCUCACGGUCGUACAUGCUGGCUUCAUUCUCACGCGCACGUUUAUCCUGUGCGCUACGCCGAUGGUCGAGGUUCGUCCCACCAGCAGCAGGUCACCUGCUACAGUUUCAAGGAUGUCAAUAACUGGUGGAUCGUGAAGCGUCCGGAGCAAUCUUCCCUGGCUGUGUCCCAGCCGCCAGACGUUAUACGACAUGGCGAUGUAGUCCAACUGCUGCACGGCAUCACAAGUAGGGCGCUGAACAGUCAUGAUGUUGCUGCGCCAGUUUCCCCCCAAUCACAGGAAGUUUCUUGCUACAUCGAUUACAAUGUAUCGAUGCAGGCUCAGAAUUUGUGGAGGGUGGAUAUAGUGAAUCGUGAGAGUGAGGAGUCCACGUGGGACAGCAUCCGUUCGUUGGUGCGUCUCGUGCACGUGGACUCGGGCUCCGCCCUGAGGUUCAGUGGCCGGCAGCUGCCCUCGUGGGGCUUCCACCAACACGAGGUCGUCGCCGACAAGGCCAUAUCCCACCAGGACGCUUUGUGGAAUGUUGAGGAACACCGCUUUACUAAAGCUGAAGACCGUCGUGAACGCGAGAGGGAACUGGUUACAGCGGAAAUGAUCCCCACUACGACGCCGCGGCUCUCGUUCUGGGAUAAGUUCUUGGAGCUCCAGUAUAAAAUGAUAACCCACGCUCCGGACGCGCCAGUCGGUCACAUGUUCGCUAGCGAGCCGGCUGAGUGGCCGCUGCUGGUGCGCUCUAUCGCAUACUGGCUGUCUCCUGAUUCUAAUGCGCAAGUGCAUUUGAUUGGAAAUCUAGUGACCUGGUAUGCUGGCACGAUCUCGGUACUAGUUUACAGUGUUCUUCUUGCUGUUUACGCAAUCAGACAACGUCGUGCCUACCAAGACCUGCCUCCAAGGGCAUCACAUAAAUUCUAUGACUCGGGAUAUAUAUUAUUUUUAGGCUAUUGGCUACACUAUCUACCUUACUUCUUUAUGGACAGAACAUUGUUCCUUCAUCACUACUUACCUGCUUACAUCUUUAAAAUCCUUCUCCUAGCAUAUGUAAUAGACCAUAUAUAUUAUAUCUUAGGUGCUCGUGAAAAUACUAAGUCCUUUUCUCACUUAUUUAUAUUAUGUGUAAUCAUUUGGCUCUCUUACGUAAUGAUCGCAUUUAAAAAAUUCAGUGUUCUAAGCUAUGGCAACACUGAUCUGACUGAAAAUGAUCUUUUGAAUCUCAGAUGGAAAGACACUUGGGAUUUUAUAAUACAUAAAAAGACUUGA